This is a messenger RNA of Brachypodium distachyon (stiff brome), 2478 nucleotides long. RefSeq lists its product as uncharacterized. The transcript is spliced from 7 exons. The coding region runs from base 1176 to 2027 and encodes 283 amino acids. Gene Ontology annotation, cellular component: Golgi apparatus. Lineage: Eukaryota; Viridiplantae; Streptophyta; Magnoliopsida; Poales; Poaceae. The record is from RefSeq and is a predicted model, not a curated record.
CCUUGAGGAGGCCCUCUUCCUCGGCAGGCAAUAGAGGAAAUGGGAAGGGAAAAUUUGAUGUGGAGAGAGGGUUUCUCAAAGAUUCUGCAUUUUAGGGUUUCGAAUCAGCAUCAUGGUUCAACUCUCAUGUUCGUGCUUUUAGCCUGUUAAUGCUGGACAGUGGACACUAAACUACACACUAUACAUACAUCUAGCAAGCACCAUUAAUUAGAAAUCAAUUUAAGGAGAUUGUUGGUGCUUUUCCGGGGAUCGAAGUGGUGCUAACAGCUUGGCAACUUUAUUCAGCGCGGGCUUGCUUCUUGAGACUUAUUAGAUGCACUAGUUGCUUACAUGGCUUGUUUGCUUUCCAAGCUAUUGGUUUUACCUUUCUUUUAUCAGGAAUGCGCCAUCUGAAACCUGAAGGCGGUUGGUACUCAAUUUACUAUUGAUCUUAUCUUUCAGAAUCUGCAUAAGCUCUAUAGUCGUAUUGUAUGAUUGGGUUCACAUUCGCACAAUGCUUGAAUGCCAGCAAUGUUCAUAUUCCACUGUAUGCUUUUCUUGGUUACCUCUGCAUUUUAUAAUCUUUGUAGUCAUAUUGGUCUAUUACCAACCUAGCUUUAUAUUCAUCCUAUCUACAUAUUCAUGUGUUAUGGAUCAUUAAUAUCAGGAUCAGAUUUGAAAACAAAACAAGUGAACUAAUUUUUAUUUUUAUCAGUGUUUGACAUCCCAAUAUUUUUAUAAAAACUCAAGAUUGGACUUCUUGGUGGCAAAGUAUGAUAGUCAAUCAAUCUAAUGAUUUUAUUCUAACACUGCUUGUCAAUAUAGCCCAUCAAAAGACAUGAUAUCUUCAGAUUUAGCCCAUAUGAUAGUUAAAGAACUAAUGGCUAUGUAGUGAUAAUUGCCCUCCUAGACAUGGUAGAUUAGAAAACAAAGUUUUGUUACUGGGAUUUUGUGAGCCUUAGCAUCCUAUUGCUUAUUUACUUACCUUCAUCUCUGCUUCCACCAUAGUAAGUUCCAAUGUCUGACCUUUUUAAUUGGUUACUUCAUAUUGCAAAUUAAGAGUACCGUGUUUAGGUGAAAAGUGAUGCUAUCAGGGCAGAAGCCCCAUGCUAAUUUCUUGAACCUGCUAAAGGAGCCAUACUUUUGAGUUUUGACACACACUGUGCUGUUUAGGGAGUGAAUUUAUAGUAUUUGUCAUGCCCUCAAGAAUGUGCCUUAGCACAGUACAUAAUACAAAAGGGACCGUCCAUUCAAGCAAUGCAACUUCAGAGCAAAGAUGGGAGGAAAAUUCUUGUGCAAUGGAAUCUCUGUAUGAUAUAGAUCUUAUCUCAAGAACAGUACCUGUUAUUCUGGACAAUUCUAAGACGUGGCAUGAGAUAGCAUCGAGAAUUAUGAAAUUAGAAGAGGGAGGUGUAGUACAUGUUCAAGGUAUUGGCAGAGGUGAACUUAAAGAAAAUCAUGUGUACUCCAAAGCUAUUCUAAUAAACCGCACUGCAAGUCCUCUUGCUUGGUUUAUGGAGUGCAAGGAUCGUAAAAAACGCAGCUCUGUGAUGCUACCCUACACCUUUUUGCCAAGCGUGCCAGCAAAAAAAUUGAAUGAUGCUGCAAAUAAGAUGAAAGAAAGGCUUGGUGAUUAUGAUGCUAUUCAUGUGCGCCGAGGUGAUCUAUUGAAAAAUAGGAAAGAUAGAUCUGGUGUUGAACGGAGCCUUCAUCCCCAUCUCGAUAGAGACACCCGCCCUGAGUUUAUCGUAAAGAGAAUUGCAAAAUGGAUUCCACCAGGUCGAACUUUAUACAUCGCCUCAAAUGAAAGAACACCUGGCUUCUUCUCCCCUCUGUCCGACAGGUACAAGCUAGCAUACGCAUCCAACUUCAGUAGCAUAUUAGAGCCAAUAAUCGAGAACAACUAUCAGCUAUUCAUGUUGGAGAGGCUAAUGAUGCAAGGAGCAAAGACAUUCGUGAAGACAAUGAAAGAAUUUGACAAUGAUCUUACCCUUUGCGAUGACCCCAAAAAGAACACCAAAGUUUGGCAAAAGCCAGUCAGUACGUAACCUGGCUAAUCCUGGCCACCCCUCGUAAUCUCAUAUGAUGCAGCUGACACUUUCAGCAACUGGAAGGGUUGACAUGGAUGGCAGAUUAAUCAUGACAGUAUCUGAAAAGAUUUUGCUAUCUUCUCCUUGAAGAAGAGCCAAACCAACCAGCGCCGGGAAAUGCUAUACUUGGGAUUCCCUGAGCACAUAUGUUCAUAUAAAUACCGCGUAUUCUUAUGUUCAGGAAAGAUGUUAAACAUAUGUUUACAGCAAAAACUAUGUUUGCAAUUAUACAUUGCUUAUAAAUACAGUACAUUAUACUGCGAGAAUGAUUACACCAGAGAUUGUGUUUGCGGUGUAUAUUGCAUAUAGAUUCAUGUAAAUGAUUCUACUGUAAGAAUGGACUGGCACCUUGAGGAUUCAGUUGUGGGAUGUUCAUUAAUCAUUGACUGAUUGCACUAUUUUGUAUCAA